Messenger RNA from Gastrolobium bilobum, 2736 nucleotides. Its product is annotated as G-type lectin S-receptor-like serine/threonine-protein kinase At4g27290. Gene Ontology annotation, molecular function: protein serine/threonine kinase activity; ATP binding. NCBI's taxonomy places the organism in Eukaryota, Viridiplantae, Streptophyta, Magnoliopsida, Fabales, Fabaceae. The coding region runs from base 86 to 2551 and encodes 821 amino acids. The transcript is spliced from 7 exons. The record is from RefSeq and is a predicted model, not a curated record. Gene Ontology annotation, biological process: protein phosphorylation; recognition of pollen.
UCGUGUUAGAGGAUUGUAGAAAAUCCGAGAGGUGUGAUGCUCUUUCCACUUUUCAGUGAGAAAAAACACACAGGAUUGUCUAGUGAUGAAAAAUCUUUGUCUUGUGUUUGUCUUUACUAAGACUCUCUUGUUCUUUUUUCAUAUCUCCAGUGCAGCUGACUCCAUAUCACGGUUCCAAUCACUUUCUGAAGGAAAGACCUUAGUUUCUGAAGAUGGAUACUUUGAAUUGGGUUUCUUCAGUCCAGCAAGUUUUGCAAACCGUUACUUGGGAAUAUGGUACAAGCAUAUACCAGUUAAGACUGUUGUUUGGGUUGCCAAUGGAGCCAACCCUGUGAAAGACAACUCUAGCAUCUUGCAUAUAAACAGUGAAGGGAAUCUUGUUCUUGUUAACCAUGAUUUGAUUGUGUUUUGGUCAGCAGAGUCCAGAAAGAAGGUUCUGGUUCUGAAUCCCAUUGUUCAGCUCUUAAAUUCUGGGAAUUUAGUACUGAGAGAUGAGAGAGAUGAAGAUCCUGAAAACUACAUGUGGCAAAGCUUUGAUUAUCCUUCUGAUACAUUACUACCAGGAAUGAAGUUGGGUUGGGACUUAAAAACAGGUCUUGAAUGGCGUGUAUCUUCUUGGAAGAACUGGGAUGAUCCAUCACCUGGAGACUUUUCUUGGGGUAUCUCACUUGAAGGUUUUCCUCAAAUAAUUAUGUGGAAAGGCUCAAAAGAGUACUACCGUGGUGGAUCUUGGAAUGGCCUUGGAUUCACUGGCGCCCCAGAAUUGAAGAACAAUCCUGUUUUUGAGUUCAAGUUUGUCUCCAACAAGGAUGAAGUGUACUACACAUACAACCUUAGGAAUAAGUCAAUAAUUUCAAGGAUUGUUAUGAACCAAACCAUUAGCACUCGCCAGAGGUACAUAUGGAUUGAAGAAGCUCAAUCUUGGAGGCUUUAUGCAUCUGUGCCUAGAGAUAACUGUGACUCGUAUAAUCUUUGUGGACCAUAUGGAAAUUGCAUCGUAGGUGACUCGCCAGUGUGCCAGUGUUUAGAAGGGUUUAAGCCAAGAUCACAAGGAAACUGGGACACCAUGGAUUGGACUACAGGAUGUUUACUCACUGAACAAUUGAGCUGUGAGGAUAGGAGCAAACAUGGGUUUUUGAAAUUUAGUGGGCUGAAAUAUCCUGAUACUUCACAUUCUUGGGUCAAUGAGAGUAUGAAUCUCAAUGAAUGCAGGGUUAGAUGCUUAGAGAAUUGUUCAUGUAAAGCUUAUGCAAAUUCAGAUAUGAGAGGAGGAGGUAGUGGCUGUUUGAUGUGGUUCGGUGACCUCAAGGAUAUCAGACAAUUUUCUAGAAGUGGUCCGGAUCUAUAUAUUCGAAUGAAAAUUUCAGAGUUAGCCUUGAAAGAAAAACACAAGAAUAAGGUGGUAGCAAUAAUCAUCAUGAUCUCCUCAGUUCUUAUGGUGAUUCUGGCCUUGCUCUAUGUUGUCAAGAGAAUGAAAAAGUUAAGAGCUAAUGAAACAGAGAGAAACUUAAUGGCAGAGAAUAAUGAUGAAGGCGAUAGAGAAGACUUGGAGCUUCCUUUCUUUGACCUUGCUACGAUUAUCAAAGCAACUAAUGGCUUCUCAAUUAACAAUAAGCUUGGAGAAGGUGGAUUUGGGGCUGUAUACAUGGGUACCCUACCAGAUGGACAAGAAAUUGCUGUGAAGAGGCUCUCACAAUGUUCUGGACAGGGGUUUAAUGAAUUUAAGAAUGAAGUCAUAUUGAUUGCAAAACUUCAGCAUCGAAACUUGGUUAAGCUUCUUGGUUGUUGCAAUGAAGGAGAGGAGAAGAUGCUGAUCUAUGAAUACAUGCCUAACAAAAGCCUAGACUCCUUUAUCUUUGAUCAUGCAAAAGGUAAAGUUUUAGAUUGGUCUAAGCGCUUCAACAUUAUAUGUGGAAUUGCCCGAGGACUUCUAUAUCUUCAUCAAGAUUCUAGGUUGAGGAUAAUACAUAGAGAUCUUAAAGCAAGUAAUGUCUUACUUGACAAUGAGUUGAACCCAAAAAUAUCCGAUUUUGGCAUGGCUAGAACUUUUGGGGGAGAUCAAACUGAAGGAAACACAAGGAGGGUUGUUGGAACAUAUGGUUAUAUGGCACCUGAAUAUGCCAUUCAUGGGCUAUUCUCAGUUAAAUCUGAUGUCUUCAGCUUUGGUGUAUUACUGUUGGAGAUAAUAAGUGGAAAGAAGAACAGAGGAUUUUCCAACUCAAAUAACAAUAUAGACCUUAUUGGACAUGCAUGGAGAUUUUGGACAGAAAGAAGACCAUUGGAUUUGAUAGAUUCAUGCAUGGAGAAUUCAUCUGUUCUAUCAGAAGCGUUGCGUUGCAUCCAUAUCAGUCUUCUGUGUGUCCAACAGCAUCCUGAGGAUAGACCAAGUAUGUCAACUGUGGUUGUGAUGUUGAGUAGUGAGGGUGCCUUGCCUCAACCUAAGGAACCUGCUUUCCUUAUGGAGAAGUACUUUCUUGAAGGUGAUUCUUCUAAGAAGCAGAAGUUUUCGUCAACCAAUGAAAUAAGUUUAACCAUGUUAGAGCCCCGAUAGUGGACCAUUUACCUAACCUCAUCUAAUCUAUUGUGAACGUUUUGCAUGCUAAUUUAGCACCUGCUUCAUCUAGUUUCAUGCACAUGAUGGAAAGUAGAUGCAAAAUUUGUAUAUCUAUGGUUAGGUAUUUCAUUGCUUCUUUGAUUUCUGAUGUACUAAGUAUGAAAUAUCAAAUGUGGUUGGUU